AUGGCAUCUUGCUGGUGGCCGCAGCCAGAGAUACCUGCCACAGACCCCUCCACACUGCUCAUGUUUGUGCAGCCGAUGCUCAACUAUGACAGCGUCGUGCCGCUUACUGCACGUACGCCACAGGACACGCAGUGGAUAUACAGCGACAAGGAGGGCGAGCCGCCAAUGCCGCGCUCAGCCAAGCUGCUCAUGUACGGCCUGGACAAGCCGGUCGCCAAGGGCAUGCUGGCGCCCUGGACCAAGUACCUCGUGUACCGCAACGAUCAUGCGAUUGACGGACGCGUCUUCCCGCCGAGCAUCUCACAUUUGAAGCUGAUUGGCUUCAAUCGUCUGUUGGAACCUCAUUCAAUCCCAUACUCUGUGACACAUCUCAUCUUUGGCAGCUUCAAUCAAUCGCUGGCGAUGGACGACUUGGCUGCAUGUCACAACCUGCUCUAUCUUGAGCUCAAUGUGUUCAAUCAGGCACUGGCGCCUGGCGUGCUGCCGGCGUCAAUCACCUCACUCAAACUGCACAUGUUUAAUCAAUUCCUCGAGCCGGGCGUGCUGCCAACCGCGCUUCAAUCGCUCAUGUUUGUUUCGGCGUUCAAUCAACCGCUGGCACGCGGUGUGCUCCCUCCUUCACUCACAAGUCUCAAGCUGCAGACGCCCUUUGACUACCCCCUGACCGAGAUGCCGUCGUCUGUCACUGAGCUGCGACUGGGCAGCCAGUACUCGUACAGCGUGCCAUUCGGAGUCACAGACUUGUAUUACAGCAGCGAGUCUAAGGGCAGGUCAUCGUCGGGUAUCAUACGCAUAUUGGAGCCGGGUAUCAUACCCAAGUCUGUUACACAACUUCGUCUUGGCUACCACUUUGGCAUGAAGUUAGAGACAGGCAGUCUGCCACAGUCAAUCACUCAGCUCCAGAUCGACUCGUACUUUGGAUCAAAGUUGAACGUUGGAGAUAUCCCGCAAUCAGUCAAACAAUUGGUCUUUGGCAAUUGGUUCAACUCAGAGAUCGACCCGCACGUCCUACCGCAGGCAAUCACCCGUCUAACAUUUGGCUACGACUUUAACCAACAUUUGCGAGCCGGAAGUAUCCCUUUGUUGGUGACACAUUUAACGUUUGGCCACAAUACACAGCAGAUUGACGGGCAUACCGUGCCCAACUCUGUCACGCAGCUGGCGUUUGGCUCGCGGUUUGAUCGCUCAUUGUUUGGCCGCAUCAUCCCGCCCUCGGUCACAGCACUCAAGUUGGGCGCGGACUUCAACCAGCCGCUGCCCUCCAACCAACUUCCCGUCAACAUCCAGUACCUAAGCUUCGGACAACACUACAACAAAGAGCUGGACGCGAAUGUGUUGCCACCGCUCGUCACCCAUCUGAAUCUGGGCGGCUACAAUCAUCCGAUCAAAGCUGGCGUGCUGCCAGCGUACAUCACCCAUCUCAAGUUUGGCACGAGCUUCAAUCAGCCGCUGGAACGCGGAGCAUUACCACGCGCACUGACACAUGUAGUCUUUGGCGCGAUGUUUGCGCAGUCGCUUGACGAUGGUGUGUUGCCCGAGUCAUUGGCGCACGUCUGUCUGAUGAACAUGGCACGCAACAUACUUCAGUAUCCAAUUGAUUGCUUUGCUCAUGUUGCCGAGUUAUUCAUCUACGUUGACUAUAGGCCCAGACUAGUACGCAUGCGACAACUUGAUGAACAUUCCAUGUUGUUGCUCACGGACUGUUUCAAAUCGAUGACAUGUCCAUUGCGAACAUCCCCACUUCUACUCAAUGGCGCCGCGACCAUUAUACCAAAGUCCUUCAGGAAUAUCCUAUGUUCUCUGUUCAACGCCGAGUUAUAA
Acytostelium subglobosum LB1 is the source of this 1821-nucleotide messenger RNA. RefSeq lists its product as hypothetical. NCBI's taxonomy places the organism in Eukaryota, Evosea, Eumycetozoa, Acytosteliales, Acytosteliaceae. The coding region runs from base 1 to 1821 and encodes 606 amino acids. The record is from RefSeq and is a predicted model, not a curated record. The transcript has a single exon.